This is a messenger RNA of Cyprinodon tularosa, 4927 nucleotides long. RefSeq names its product OCRL inositol polyphosphate-5-phosphatase (gene ocrl). Gene Ontology annotation, biological process: signal transduction; phosphatidylinositol dephosphorylation. Gene Ontology annotation, molecular function: phosphatidylinositol-4,5-bisphosphate 5-phosphatase activity; inositol phosphate phosphatase activity. The transcript is spliced from 23 exons. Bases 400 to 3297 code for a protein of 965 amino acids. The record is from RefSeq and is a predicted model, not a curated record. NCBI's taxonomy places the organism in Eukaryota, Metazoa, Chordata, Actinopteri, Cyprinodontiformes, Cyprinodontidae. Gene Ontology annotation, cellular component: cytoplasm; membrane.
CUGGAAGAUGAAGUCGUGGUGCAAGGAGCCAGCUUAGCACAUUCCCUCCAGGAGAAGUAGCGGUGUUUCUCCUCCCUGCUGCCCCUUCAUACUAUGCUGUCUGACGGCUUUACCUCUUGACGCGGAUCGGGACGUUGCGACAGCUGGAUAACACCACCUCGUCUGACCCAGCGAUGGGCGCUAAUGGAUAUCUGAGGGUCUCUGUGCCUUGUUAAGCAUCUGAGGAAAACCCUCCAGCGGCUAGCUAAACAGCGGUUAGCAUUAGCCGGUGAAAAAAAAAAAAAACAUUUCCCCGGAAGGAGGCCGCCGCAGUACCGGGUGGGGAUUUGUAUUUCUUGUCCCACUGAUCCUAAAACAAAGCUGACAUUAACUUUAAACUGAUUUUGUUUCCUGGUAAGAAUGGAGUCCACUUUAAGCAACGAGGAAUGCUUGGCAACUGUGAAAGCUCAGGAGCUGAGGUCUGGCCACAAGGAGCCCAGACUACUGUCACUUAUUGAACGCAAUGGAGACUUUAUAUUGGGUGUUUUGGCCACGCCUGAUGUCGUUGUGUCUGGUCCAGUGGCCCAGUUAUCCAUUCCUAUAAACCAUAAGUUUGAAAUUAUACGAGAAGCUGAAGAGGCUCUUCUUAUCGACUUCUCUGACGAUCCGUCUAUUAAAAUCCGACUAAAAGGAGAAAAGGCUCCAGAGCUGAUGCUUGAACUCCAGGAUGACGAGCGGACUCAGACGUUCUUAACCCAGGUGAAAAGUGCUCAAGAGCGAGUUGCAGCCAAACCAAGUAAACCUAAAGCGAUGGAGCCCCUCACGCCAGCAGCCUACAGAGGCCCCGUCCCCAUACCGCCGCAAAGGCCGACAAAGACCGCUAACAGCUUGGCUAUUGGAGACAAUCAAGCUAAAAGUAUCAAAGCUCCAGUGUCCAACCUCAAUAAUACAGCAGCAAAUCAUAAUUCUACAGAUUAUGCAUAUGUGGACAGUUUAAAGAACACCGUUAAAGUGGAAGAGAAGAAGAAUCAACAGAAUCGCAUUGUUGCCUCCAGGGAGCCGCCUCCUAUCCCGACUCUACCUCCCCGUAAAGCAUCCUUCCCUCCAUCCAACCCUCUUCCUCCUGCACCCAUCCCAAAGGAGUCCUCUGCAGCCCUACAGGCCAGAGGCAGCUCCGUUAUACCCAACACCAAGUCAGAGUUCAAGUCUGAGUUUGGCUACUCAGACAGGCCAACCUCUUGGUGUGAGAGUCCGUCUACCAACAGCAUGAGACAGGCCAUGUUCUCUAGCGAGGCAGGCGAGAGAGAAAACCUCAUUAAACACCGCCUGGGGAAAAAAGAGAAGGAAUAUGUGGACCUCCAGCCCUUCAGUUUCUUUAUCGGUACCUGGAAUGUUAACGGGCAAACUCCAGACAGCAGCCUUGAGCCCUGGCUCUGCUGUGACUCGGAUCCUCCUGAUAUUUAUGCCAUUGGUUUUCAAGAGUUGGACCUGAGCACUGAGGCGUUUCUCUACAUGGACUCGUCCAAAGAGCAGGUGUGGAUAGAAGCUGUGGAGAGAGCAUUGCAUAAAAAAGCUGACUAUAAAAUGAUUCGGACCAUCCGACUUGUUGGGAUGAUGCUUGUGGUCUUUGUCAAAAAGAAGCACAAGAAGCAUAUCAAGGAUUUGGCCACCGAGCAUGUGGGGACAGGAAUCAUGGGGAAAAUGGGGAACAAAGGAGGUGUUGCUGUUAGGUUUGUUUUCCACAACACCAGCUUCUGCUUCGUCAACUCCCAUCUGGCAGCUCACGUCGAAGACUUUGAGCGUCGCAAUCAGGACUACAGAGACAUCUGUGCCCGAAUGUCCUUCCAUUUGCUGGACUACCCCCCUCUGAAUAUCGUCAAACAUGAUGUAGUAAUCUGGCUUGGAGACCUAAAUUACCGUCUCUUCAUGUAUGAUGCAUCAGAAGUCAAAAGGCUCAUUGCUUCGAAUGCGCUGAAGAAGCUGCAGGAGUAUGACCAGCUGAACAUUCAGAGGCAGACCAAAAGAGCCUUUACAGACUUCAUGGAGGGAGAGAUCAACUUCAUUCCCACAUACAAGUAUGACAACAAGACGGACCGAUAUGACUCGAGUGGGAAGUGCCGAAUCCCUGCAUGGUGUGAUAGGAUUCUUUGGAGGGGCAGCAACGUCCAGCAGCUUAAAUACAGAAGUCACAUGGAAAUGAGAACCAGUGACCAUAAGCCUGUCAGCUCACUCUUCAAAAUUGGGGUGAAAGUUGUUGAUGAGAAUCGCCAAAAAAAGGUGUUUGAGGCCAUUGUUCGAGACAUGGAUCGAUUGGAAAACGACUGCCUUCCCUCGGUCUCUCUGAGCAGGUUCGAGUUUACGUUUAAAGAUGUUAAAUUCCGGCAGCUUCAGAAGGAGCGCUUCGUUAUUACAAACGAUGGGCAGGUUCCCUGUCACUUUGCCUUCAUCCCCAAACCAAAUGAUCCAAACUAUUGCAAGCCGUGGCUGCGUGCAGAGCCAAACGAAGGAUUCCUGGAGCCAAGUGAGGUGCUGGAAAUCUAUCUGGAGGUGUACGUCAGUAAAGACUCGGUCACCCUGCUUAACUCUGGACAAGACACUAUUUACGACAUACUGGUGCUCCACUUGGACCGCGGCAAAGACUACUUCAUCACCAUUUCCGGGAACUACCUGUCCAGCUGUUUUGGCACUUCGCUUGAGACUUUGUGUCGCAUAAAGAAGCCGGUCAGAGAGGUCGAGAAUCUCAUCGACCUGGAAAAUUGCAUGAACUUUCUGCUGGUGGAUGGAGGAAGUCCUGAGGAUAAACCUCUGAAGAUUCCUAAGGAGGUUUGGAUCCUGGUUAACCACCUUUUCACCAAAUCCUGCGAUCAGGAGGACUUGUUCCAGACCCCAGGUCUACAGGAGGAGCUCCAGAGCAUCAUUGAUUGUCUGGACACCAGCAUCCCAGAGUAUUUGCCUGGUUGUAACCACUCUGUAGCUGAAGCUCUGCUGAUAUUUCUGGAGGCUUUGCCGGAGCCGGUGGUGUGUUAUGAACUGUACCAGCGGUGCCUUGACAGCUCUCAUGACAGCCGCCUCUGCAAGCAGCUGAUCUCCCAGCUGCCCCGUGCUCAUCGGAACGUGUUUCGCUACUUGGUUUCUUUUCUUAAAGAACUGCUAAGGCACUCAAACAACAACAACCUAACAGCUAGCCUCAUAGCUACCCUCUUUGCCAGCCUCCUCAUCCGACCGCCGCCUAACGUGGCCAGCAGGCAGUCGAGUCAAGACCGACAGAAAGCCAUCAACUUCAUCCUUGGUUUCCUCAUGUCUGGAGACGAGGACUAACAGGGGAGUCCACAUGGCGGAGGGCUGGCUUUGGUGUUUAUGCUCACCUCUGCUUCUUCAGUGCAAUUAUCCCAGACAUGCUUUUUAAUUCUGUCAUCCGUCAGAGACCUGAGCGCUCUCGCUGCACCUUACCUUCCACCAUCCUAGUUAUUAGAGGCGUCAGGGACGUCCCAGAUUUUUAGCAACUAUCAUGUCUUCUUUUCACACACGCUGAUGCCCCGUUAAAAGAUCUGGAUGGAUAGAGAUGGACUGAUGCUAUGCACUUUGCAUUCACUUAAGGAAGUAUUCCCUCAGAAGAGACUGUUUUUUUUUUUUUGAAGGUGCUCAUGCCAAAACCAGUGAGUGGAGUGAAUAUGGAAACACUGUGUGUGUGUGUGUAUAUAUCUAGAAAGACUCACACUAAAGACAGGAAUGCCACUUCCUGAAGUGGUAGAAGUUAAAUACUGCUUUUGUAAGCAUACUGAUGUGUCAUGUCUUUUGAAACGACUCAUUUACUAAGAAUGAUUAUGCUUAAGAUGAGUAAUGACAAUCAUAUGUUGCGUUUUAGCUGAGGAGACAAUAGAAUUUAUUGGCUAACAUCUGUUGUAUUUUAACUGUUAUUUAUAUAUUUGUUCCACAGAGUUUUGCACCAUUUAAACUUUCUCUUUUUUUUGUCUAGUUUUAUUUACUUGUGUGCCGGUAUUACAGAAAGCAUGAGGUUUUGCUUUGUUUUUCUGUAAGCACAGCUGUCCUCAUUACCUUCAGUUCUGUAUUUACAGAGGUUUAUUACACUAAAUUCUUGCCCUUUGAGGCUCCAGGCGUCUCACAAAUGUGUAAAUAGUGAAAGUUUUGUGUUUCAUGAAUGUCUGACAGUCUGGCGGUGAGAUUCUGUGAUGUUGUCUCUUGUGAGCCAUGAGAGUGGUACUGUUUAGAUCCAUGUUUGUUUACAUGUGUCCCCCCGCACGUCUAAAACUGUAGUCGUAUUGAGUGUUUGCCGUGUGAUGCUCUCCUUAGUGCUGCAUAGUUUUCUUGGAGCACAUCUACCAAGAUUUAAUGAUUCAUUGCUCUAUAUUUUUGUACUCUUGUCUCAGCUGUGCCACUGAGUUUUUUUUUUUUUUUUUUAUCUUUUCCUUUUUCCGGUUUCCUGUCUUGCAAAACAUUAUAGAAAUAAGGAAACUUUGCGCCCCCAUGUUUUUUUUUUUUUAGCGUUUCCUUUCCAACGGUUUCUAUCCGCUCAAGUCGGCUACAGUUUUCACAACCAUCACCCUUCAAUCGGUGUCUUGUGUAACUUUACUGAAACUAGAAAGACCCAGUAAGAUGUUGCAGGAAAACUAAACAUAUGAAGCUACUUGGAGAUGAUGUGAACACACUAGGGUGAAAAUGCUGACUUAAAUUAGAAAAAAAAACUAUUGUGACUUUUGCCAAAUUAUGGUUUGUGUUUGGGGAAAGACAAACUGUUUACCCUUUCUGUAGAAAGACGGUUUUCAUCGCAAACAAAACAUGAUCAGAUAUCUCAAAUUUCUAGAUAUAACUGAUGUUAAUCUCCUUUUUAUUUCUUUUAUUUCCUAGGUUUAAGGUACGUUUAACAGCUACUUAAAUAUUUUGGGUACUUUUUAAUUUAUUUAAAAGGAAUAAAACUACAUGAAAAGUU